GUUAAAUUGCUUUAAUUGCCCAAAGGAUAAUAUGUGCUUGAAUCAAAAGAUUGAAGACGUUUGGCAAAAGUGCAAAGCCAUAACAGACGGCCUGACUGAAAACAUAAACAAACAAGGAAACACAAUUGCCCAAUUGACCACGACAAUAACCAGACAAGAAGAGAAAAAUCUGAAUCUUACAAUUCAAACUCAAAACUUGGAGGCGUCCAUCGUUGAACUUUACCAAUAUCGUCAACAGAAUCGUUCAAACAUAGGACCAUCUGCAUGGUACUUUUAUGGAAACUAUAUAACAAACAGAGAAACAUAUUUAGAGAGUGCAGCCAGAAGGGCAUGGGUAGAUUCUGAAAUUGAUUUACCACGAGGGACAUUAACAGGUUUUGUAGUAUAUCUUCAACCUGAGUUCACCGAAAACACAAAAACGAGACUUCAGAUAUGGCGCAGGAUACCUCCAAGGAAUGAAAGAUUUUUAUUAGUCUGGGAAAAAGAAGUGAGAUUUUUGAAAAGUAAAACUGGAUUGGUCGAGGUUUACCUGUCAAUAUCAGAACGAUUUCGUACCACUAGUGGAGAUAAAAUAGGAUGGACUUAUGAAGGAGAUAUUGGCCCUAUUAGUUUAUCCUAUGGACAGAACCAUUUGACAUACUUCUUACCAUUGGAUAAUGGUCCGAACCCACAAAUAGGACGCGAAUAUAACUUUGAAUCUUCUCCCUUGAAGGCUAUAUUUUCAAUAGGAGUACUGAUCGAUACAAACAUUAAAGGUCCUACUGGAGCAACAGGACCAAGUGGUCCCACUGGAGCUACAGGACGAAGUGGACCCAUUGGAGCUACAGGGCAGUUUGGCGGAGUUGGGCCAACUGGAGCAACGGGACAGAGUGGCCCCACUGGAGCUACAGGACCAGAAGGACCUCGUGGAGCUAGAGGAUACUUUGGAGAUCGUGGAGCUACAGGACGAACUGGACCUCGUGGAGCCAGAGGAUACUUUGGAGAUCGUGGAGCUACAGGACGAACUGGACCCAUUGGAGCUGCAGGACCGUCUGGGUCAACAGGAGCAACAGGACCGAGUGGCCCCACAGGAGCAACAGGACCGAUUGGCUCCACAGGGGCUACAGGACCGAUUGGCUCCACAGGAGCUACAGGACCAGGAGGGCCAAUUGGAGGUAUAGGACCAACUGGACAAGCAGAAAUAACAGGGAACUGGACCGGCUAUUCCAUGUGUGACGGGCUGGGGUACAAUACAACGAUGGAAUUACAGACAAUGGGGUCUUCUGUCGCACAGUGGUUUUCGGUUUCGGGCAAUCUGAGCUUCUCAAAAUCGCCACAUGGGAAAAGGGUUAUUCAUGAAAUAACAGGUGUUUAUUACACAGAGACAAAGAUGUUCAUUAUGUAUGCUGGUCCCAGGUGGAUUGAAAAACCGGAUGACUGGUCCUCGAUGUUUCAAUUCCAAAGUUGUUUCUACAGGGAGGAGUCUCAAACGAUUGAAGUUCAGUUUAGCGCAAAUGCUGUUUGUACAACACCACCAGUAACAAUGAACAAACGUAUAUAGUACACGCAAUUUAACAUAAUGAUUGGCUGACUGGAAUGUGUAUCAGGGAGCUAAGGACAAAUAAUUUUAAAAACAUGUUGUAUCAGUGAACUUACCGUCUGCGAAAAGCAGAAAUUGAACAAUUAAUUAAUCCGUCUUUGUACAAUAAGUUACUAUCAUAUGCCUCGUGCUUAUAUUAGUGCGACUGGUGUCAUUUAUUUAACAAUAACAUGGUUAUGAUAACAAGGUAUCUAUC
Messenger RNA from Owenia fusiformis, 1775 nucleotides. Lineage: Eukaryota; Metazoa; Annelida; Polychaeta; Sabellida; Oweniidae. The record is from the annotation of a GenBank genome assembly.